GAGUUCGAUACUUGCGAGGAGUGUCUCCAACUGCUCUGAGCCGCCUCGUAAAACACAGCAUUGUUUUCAUCGCCAUCAUCAUAGGCAAGGCCAUUCUUCUCCUUUUUCCUGAAGCUACCUCUGAACUGUUAUAUAAACAAAAUACACAGAGACUUGCUUUUUCAAUUUUUUACUUGGAACUCCUCAAAUUUCUCUCUGCAUUGGCCGUUUUCGUAGCUCACAGGAUGGCGACAACGUCGGUUUCUAACUUGCAAGUUGCAAUGUCAAGGUCCAGCAUUCCUUCUUCACAAAAGCUUGCAAAUGCAAGCGCUGCAGGUUUUAGUGUCAAGCCCAAGGCAAGAUCUUGGAAUGGACUUGCAAGUGUCCGUCAUGUUGCAUCAGUGCAACCUUUCCAGCAUGGCCUUACAUCGCGUUCCAUAAAGUUUGACAAAAUUGUAACAAAGGCAAUUUCUGAGUCUAGUGAAAACAAGCCAGUCUCGGGAUUGCCUAUUGAUUUGAAAGGUAAAAGGGCUUUCAUUGCUGGUGUGGCUGAUGACAAUGGAUAUGGUUGGGCAAUAGCAAAAUCUCUUGCAGCAGCUGGAGCUGAAAUUCUUGUUGGUACCUGGGUACCUGCUCUAAAUAUUUUUGAGUCCAGCCUUCGACGUGGAAAAUUUGAUGAGUCACGAAUAUUACCAGAUGGUUCACUGAUGAAGAUCACUAAAGUUUAUCCCAUGGAUGCAGUUUACGACAGUCCUGAGGAUGUUCCAGAAGAUGUUAAAACAAACAAGCGCUAUGCUGGAUCCAGUAACUGGACUGUCCAGGAAGUAGUCGAAUCUGUUAAGAAGGACUUUGGAACCAUUGACAUCCUUGUACACUCACUUGCCAAUGGACCAGAGGUCACCAAACCAUUGUUAGAGACAUCUCGGAAUGGAUAUCUUGCUGCAUUAUCCGCAUCUAGUUACUCAUAUGUUUCUUUACUCAAGCAUUUUCUUCCAAUUAUUAACCCAGGUGGUUCUUCAAUUUCUCUUACAUAUAUUGCUUCAGAGAGGGUUAUUCCUGGAUAUGGUGGUGGUAUGAGUUCUGCAAAAGCUGCUUUGGAAAGUGACACAAGAGUGCUUGCUUUUGAAGCUGGUAGGAAGAAAAGAAUUAGAGUCAACACAAUAUCUGCUGGUCCUCUCAGAAGCCGUGCAGCAAAAGCAAUCGGAUUCAUUGACAUGAUGAUUGAUUAUUCACUAGCCAAUGCACCUUUGCAGAAAGAGCUGACAGCUGAGGAGGUGGGCAAUGCAGCCGCUUUCCUGUCAUCGCCGCUGGCGUCUGCCAUCACCGGCGCUGUUUUAUAUGUUGACAAUGGAUUGAACGCCAUGGGGGUGGGAGUUGACAGCCCAAUAUUUAAAGAUCUCGACAUUCCAAAGGGCCAGCAUUGAUGAGUUUAUUGGUACCUUAAGUAGCUUUUAGCAAAAUGAUGUUAGACUUAUUGCCUUACCUCCCAAUUCACCAUUUGUUGCAGUUUACCUUUAGAAUGAUGCCGUCACAAUGUUUUCCUUUUCCCACGUUGAGUGACUUACCUUUACCUAUUAAUUGAGUUCACGAUGGGUGUAAGGCUACUAUUAUGUGAUGUGAGGAUGUUUACAUAUUAUCUUUGAAUUGUUAUCUUUCCCGUGAAAUUUCAAGGUAAUUUUUUUUCCUUGAUCA
Messenger RNA from Prosopis cineraria, 1671 nucleotides. RefSeq names its product enoyl-[acyl-carrier-protein] reductase [NADH], chloroplastic-like. The record is from RefSeq and is a predicted model, not a curated record. NCBI's taxonomy places the organism in Eukaryota, Viridiplantae, Streptophyta, Magnoliopsida, Fabales, Fabaceae. Gene Ontology annotation, molecular function: enoyl-[acyl-carrier-protein] reductase (NADH) activity. The transcript is spliced from 13 exons. Gene Ontology annotation, biological process: fatty acid biosynthetic process. Bases 225 to 1403 code for a protein of 392 amino acids.